This is a messenger RNA of Lathyrus sativus (Indian pea), 1512 nucleotides long. The record is from the annotation of a GenBank genome assembly. Lineage: Eukaryota; Viridiplantae; Streptophyta; Magnoliopsida; Fabales; Fabaceae.
AUGGCAGGUGGGGGUUUUACAACAAAUGAUGUGGGGAAGGAAAGGGCAGAUCUUUAUAAAGGGAGAGUUACUCCUUAUGUUAUCAUUGCUUGCAUUGUUGCUGCUAUUGGAGGAUCUUUAUUUGGAUAUGAUAUUGGAAUUUCAGGUGGGGUGACUUCCAUGGAUGACUUCCUUGAAGAAUUCUUCCCAGAAGUAUACAUGCAAAAAAAGCAUGCACAUGAAAAUAACUACUGCAAAUACGACAGUCAGAGUCUUGCGGCCUUUACUUCUUCUCUUUACAUCGCUGGUUUAGUUGCAUCUCUGUUUGCAUCUCCUAUUACAAGAAAGUAUGGACGUCGGAUUAGUAUCAUCGCUGGUGGUGUCAGCUUUCUGAUUGGAUCAAUUCUGAAUGCUGCAGCCGUUAGCCUAGCAAUGCUGAUACUCGGCCGCGUUAUGCUCGGCAUUGGCAUCGGAUUUGGAAAUCAGGCAAUUCCGCUUUAUUUAUCAGAGAUGGCACCAACACACCUGCGAGGAGGAUUGAACAUGAUGUUUCAAGUGGCGACAACUCUUGGGAUUUUUGCAGCCAACAUGGUGAAUUUCGGAACACAGAAUAUUAGACCUUGGGGAUGGAGGCUGUCCUUAGGCUUGGCUGCAGUACCGGCUCUUUUGAUGAUGAUAGGAGGAAUAUUUCUUCCCGAUACUCCAAAUAGCUUAAUAGAACGUGGAUUGAAAGAAGAAGGAAGGAAACUCCUAGAGAAAAUCAGAGGAACUGCCGAGGUUGACGCAGAGUUUCAAGAUAUGGUCGAGGCAAGUGAGUUGGCGAACUCGAUAAAGCAUCCGUUUCGUAACAUCCUUGAGAAAAGGUAUAGACCGGAGUUGGUUAUGGCAAUUAUCAUGCCAACUUCACAGAUCAUGACUGGCAUAAAUUCCAUUCUCUUUUAUGCUCCAGUGCUGUUCCAAAGCAUGGGAUUCGGCAGCCAUGCUUCCCUCUACUCCUCAGCUUUGACCGGCGGCGUUCUUGCUUGCUCUACAUUUGUUUCCAUUGCAACAGUUGAUAGAUUGGGAAGGAGAGUUCUUCUCAUCAGCGGUGGAAUACAAAUGAUCAUAUGCCAGACUAUAGUUGCAAUAAUUCUAGGGAUCAAGUUUGGGGAAAACCAGGCAAUGUCGAGAGUCUAUUCGAUAUUGGUAGUAAUUGUGAUUUGCCUCUUCGUUGUAGCAUUUGGAUGGUCAUGGGGCCCCCUUGGAUGGACAAUUCCAAGUGAGAUAUUCCCGUUGGAAAUCCGUUCAGCAGGGCAGAGUAUCACAGUUGCUGUAAACCUUCUGUUUACUUUCAUAAUUGCACAAGCAUUCCUUGCUCUUCUCUGCGCAUUGAAAUUUGGGAUCUUUCUCUUUUUCGCCUGCUGGAUUGUCAUCAUGACCGUAUUUGUUAUGCUGUUCUUGCCUGAAACCAAAGGUAUUCCCAUUGAAGAGAUGGCAUAUAUGUGGCAGAAGCAUUGGUUCUGGAAACUGAUACUACCUCAAAACGAGCUGUAA